Molecule: messenger RNA, 1224 nt
Organism: Oncorhynchus nerka (sockeye salmon)
Lineage: Eukaryota; Metazoa; Chordata; Actinopteri; Salmoniformes; Salmonidae
Product: biogenesis of lysosome-related organelles complex-1 subunit 2-like
Exons: 5
Coding region: 11-562 (183 amino acids)
Biological process (GO): lysosome localization; endosomal transport
Cellular component (GO): BORC complex; BLOC-1 complex; gamma-tubulin complex
Molecular function (GO): gamma-tubulin binding
Source: RefSeq, a predicted model, not a curated record
UAGAUGCAAAAUGGCGGCCACGGGAGAGGAGGCUGCUGAGAUGGACUGCAUCUCAAGAGUUUCCUUGGCCCAUCCCACCGUCCUCAGCCUGGGAGGGAGCUCAGACCCCCGGGGAGAGCCUUCCUCUGAGGGCCAGGAGGUUGUGACUGCGGCGCCCAAGAAGCCCAUCAACAGCAGUGACGGUGGGGUGGAGACUGCAGAGGAGGCCGUAGAGCCAGCAGAGCCAGACAUCAAUGAACUCUGUACAGACAUGUUCGAUAAGAUGGCUGUCUUCCUACACGGAGAACUCACUGGUCUGAAUAUCUGCACUUGUGAGGACUACCAUCUACUGGAGAACAUGAACAAGCUGACAAGUCUGAAGUACAUGGAGAUGAAAGACAUCAGCAUCAACAUCAGCAGGAACCUGCAGGACCUCAACCAUAAGUACGCCAGCCUGCAGCCCUACUUAGACCAGAUAAAUCAAAUAGAGGAACAAGUGUCUUCUCUGGAGCAGGCUGCUUACAAACUGGACACCUACUCAAAGAAGCUGGAGGCCAAGUUCAAAAAACUGGAGAAGCGAUGAGGAUUAUGGAAGGAGGAAGAGGGGUUACUGGUCCUCCUUCACCCAAGCUGUAGACCAAACCUAACAUAUACGAUCUGAGGAAGCAGACCCACACCUCUACAUUAGCCUGAUAUAGAGGAAUGGGGCAGCCUGGGGUUGGUCGGAGGAAUAUCCCAGAUGUUACACCUAGCAUUAUCAUUUUGGUUGGAUCAUUUAAGUUGCAUCUUAAUACCAGGUGUAGAUGGCGCUUUGGGUAGUUUGUGUCCAUAUUCCUGUUAACAUUCCAGGUCACUCUGUCAGUCCUGUCAAAAUUGCUAUUCACUUCCUGGAUUUACCCGAGUUUAUCCUGAAUUGUCCCCUGCUGGGUGCACACUACUGUAGAAUCACCACCCUCCUAACCUAGAAGUUAGUUACACAGAUGACAACCAAAUUCACUUUGACUGAAGGACAUUAGCUUUUUUAAAUGUUUUCCUGUGCUGCUGGCAUCACCGAAUUACUGAAUUAACAUGACAAAAUUACCUUUAUGUUUUGUGUGAAUACUACUGUCUCUGAAGAUCGUCAUACAUGUGAUUGUAGCUUGUGUAAAAUGUAUCAUUUAAAAACAUUAACUUUGAACUGAAAAUACAUUUAUCAAAGAAACUGAUGUCAUUUCACCAGCAGAUGGCAGCGGUACUCCAUGUUCA